This is a messenger RNA of Schizophyllum commune H4-8, 1182 nucleotides long. RefSeq lists its product as uncharacterized. NCBI's taxonomy places the organism in Eukaryota, Fungi, Basidiomycota, Agaricomycetes, Agaricales, Schizophyllaceae. The transcript has 3 exons. The record is from RefSeq and is a predicted model, not a curated record. Bases 1 to 1182 code for a protein of 393 amino acids.
AUGCCCCCGAAAUCGAAGUCAAAGUCCACGUCUGCGACGUCGACCAGGCAGUCCUACCGCAUCAUAUCAAUGCCUAGCACGUCUACCGCAUCCACCACCCAACCCAGCCCUCCGCUCCCGCCUCCGAAGGCAACCAGCACAUCAAAGCCUUCCACCCGCUCCCGCAAGGGCAAAGGGACACCGCGCAUCCUAAAGAACGCCCCUCCCCUCCUCCCCGGCAAGAGCGCCAAAUACCGCCUCGAACAAGCGCGUUUCCGGAUGUGGUCCGCACACCCCUUCGUCGCCGCCUUUUGCGCCUUCGCCGCGCGGUGCGCCGCCUGCCGCGAGCGCAUCAAGGGGGACUAUCGGUCGAAGACGAGGCGGUUCAGCAACACGAACAUACUACGGCACUUCGGUACUUGUAAGGCGCGCAAGGCGAUUGAGGCGGGGGAGAUGGCGUAUCCGCCGCCGAGGGAGGUUGAAACGCCCUUGGAGGUGAAUGAUAAGGGGGUGAGGUUCGAGGUUUUCCCUGGUGGGGCGCCACCGCCUGGGACGUCGCUUGGGCAGAAGGGGAAGAGGAAGCGGGAGGAGACGCCGGAGGUGGAGGUAGAGGAACUCGACCUCCGUCAGCCUACGAAGCAGACGAAUACGAAUAAGCGCCGUCGAGUUUCGACCGCUGAAGCAGGUCCGUCGCGCGUACCCCCUCGCAAGGUCCUACCUCCGCGCAAGACCGCACCUUCUCGCAAGACUGCGCCUCCUCGCAAGACUGCGCCUCCUCGCAGGUCCACGCCUCCUCGCAGGUCCACGCCUCCUCGCAGGUCCACGCCACCUCGCACGCCUCCGCCGCCGAACACGACCCCGCCUCCUCUGCCUAGCACGAAUCCACCUCCCCUGCCUCGCACCACGCCGCCUCCUCUCCCAGCGAUCGCCGCAGAGGUCAUUGACUCCCCCUCUCCCGCGCCACACUACUCGACGAUGCCUACCAUGGACCCUCUUCCGCCGCGGUUCCGCACGAGGUCACCCUUCAUCCACAAUGUUGUACCUGAUCCAGUCCAAACCCCGGCAGACUGGGACAGUGUUGAGUCGGAGGAUGGCUUCGACGAACACUACUCGUAUAGCGCGCCAGUUACCAUCCGACAAAGAAUUUCCGAGGAGCGCUCGACGGCCGGUCCGUCGAAUGCGGACGAGCUGCCUUCGUCUUGA